This is a messenger RNA of Paracoccidioides brasiliensis Pb18, 1470 nucleotides long. RefSeq lists its product as uncharacterized. The record is from RefSeq and is a predicted model, not a curated record. The coding region runs from base 1 to 1470 and encodes 489 amino acids. Gene Ontology annotation, cellular component: cytosol; nucleus. The transcript has 2 exons. Gene Ontology annotation, molecular function: RNA 7-methylguanosine cap binding; mRNA binding.
AUGGAGGCGGCUGCUCACUUCCAGCCACAGCCCUCCAAUGACACAGCACAUGCUCUCAGCGCAAUGGAUACAUCAAUGGAUAUUGAUAUGGACCUUGACCUAGGUCCCUUGCCCGAACCAGAGCAUCUUGAGCCAGAGAUUAUGGCGACACCCUCGGUGGAAGAGGCAGCGGCGAGCUCUCACCUUAAUGAGGAACCCCAGUUUGAGAAGGUCCAUAUUAGGGGGGUUGAUGAGUUGACCACGGAUGAUCUUAAGCGCUACGCAAAUGAGCAUUUCACUGUGGAAGAACCCGUCCGGCUAGAAUGGAUCGAUGACACAUCUGCGAAUUUCGUGUACAGCUCGACUGAAAUCGGCCUCCAGGCCCUGGCGAUAUUUUCACAACAAAGCAUUGAAGAAGAUACGUCACCACUACCUUCACUACGGCUCCGAACAGCGAAAUCCCUAUCAACACAUCCGGAAUCGGUGCUCCAAGUACGGUCAGCAGUGAAGUCAGAUCGAAAAAGGCAGCGUGCGCAUGAAUGUAGCCGCUUCUACCUUAUGCAUCCGGAGCAUGACCCACGAGAGCGCAUGAGGAAAGAGUUCGCUGACAGGUGGCGCGGCGGUCGACGGGAUGACAGCGACAGCGACUACUCAAGAAGGCAUUUCGAUGACAGGGAACAUAGACGGAGAAGGGACCGUGCAAACGAUGAAUUUUUCGACGUUAGCAUGUACGAUGACGACGGGGGAAGAGGUCGCAGAAGAAGUGGCUCACCUGAAACGGGAUCAAAUGGCGGUGGGAAGGGGAGAGCAAGACAGAACAGACGCGCUGGCCACGAACUUUUCCCCGAUGACGGGCAUGGCCCCAAAGGGCGUCUUCGAGAUCGAAGCGCUUCUCCGCCUAGAGUGGAAUUCGAUCAAGAGGACCCUAUAGUGGAUAGCCUGGAGCGAAUUCGUAGACCCUUCCGAGAACGAUCCCCAAUAAACAGUCGAAACAGGGAUCUUUUCUCCCGGGAUCAUGAAUAUGUCAAUAGCGACGACAGCUCUGGACCCCGAGAGCUAUUUCCGAAUAAAACGUCAUCUAGUUAUCUCAAGAAGGGAUUUUUCCCAAAUAAAACUUCCACAAGCAAUCACCGGCGUUCUGAUGCAUUCGACGCUGCGGACGAAACCGCGGAAUUGUUCUCCAAUCACAUGGCAAUUCCAUUGGUGAGUAGUGAUGCGGGCGGUGGUGUGGCAACCGACAGGUCAAAAGGCCAAGUCGAAUUGUUCCCAGAGAAAACGGGCAACAAUGGAAUCAAAAUUCGUGGUUCUGCCUCAGAGACUCAGGGGAUAUCUAUUCGUGGAGCCUCGAAAGGAGUCUCUAUCAAAGGUGCAGCGUCGGUGAGGGAGUUAUUUCCUUCGAAAUACAGCAGCAACGAGGGCAAAGAACUCUUUUCUGAUAAGCUUCAAGGUCGAGGAGGUAGGCGGAGGAGGGCAGAGGACAUGUUUUCAUGA